Messenger RNA from Culex pipiens pallens (northern house mosquito), 1655 nucleotides. Its product is annotated as pyruvate dehydrogenase E1 component subunit alpha type II, mitochondrial-like. The transcript is spliced from 4 exons. Lineage: Eukaryota; Metazoa; Arthropoda; Insecta; Diptera; Culicidae. Gene Ontology annotation, molecular function: pyruvate dehydrogenase (acetyl-transferring) activity. The coding region runs from base 286 to 1524 and encodes 412 amino acids. Gene Ontology annotation, biological process: pyruvate decarboxylation to acetyl-CoA. The record is from RefSeq and is a predicted model, not a curated record. Gene Ontology annotation, cellular component: intracellular membrane-bounded organelle.
AUCUGCUACUGCUGCUGCGUAUUCGCUGUCAUUCCGUGUCAUAUUUGUGUUCCCAAUUUUUCCGUACUGCCCCUUGAAAAAUCUGGUCCAAAAUGCUUUCAAACGUCGCGAAAUCUGUCGCACAGCGUGGCCUGUUUGGAAAUCUGUGAGGGGAAAACUGAUUGCAUAACAAAACAAAUUUAAAAACUUAUUUCGAGAUAGGAUCGAAAGUACUUUUCAACUAAUCAGCUGUUGGGCGAAGGUCAACCAAAUCGAUAUACUAACAGGAAACUUCACUAGUAAAAUAUGGGACUUUCCAAGUGGGUCAAAACCAUUUUCCGUGCCGGGACGGAGGUGGCUGCACAGAACCAAAAACCAGGAGACGUGGCCGUCACUGCAAAGAAAGUCCUUGCGACUCAAUCGCAAAGCAGCGGAUAUGCUACCGAAGCGACGUUUGAAACCAGAGCCUUCAAGCUGCACAACCUGGACCAGGGCCCGGCCACGACGGUGACCGUAACGAAGGACGAAGCGCUCCGAUACUACGGCCAGAUGUACGCGAUCCGCCGGAUGGAAACCGCCGCCGGUAAUCUGUACAAGGAGAAGAUCAUCCGCGGCUUUUGUCAUUUGUACUCCGGCCAGGAGGCUUGCGCCGUUGGAAUGCGCGCGGCCAUGCGUCCCGAGGACUCGUGCAUCACGGCGUACCGGUGCCACGGCUGGACGUAUCUGAUGGGAGUUUCGAUGCAGGGUGUGCUGGCUGAGUUGACGGGUCGUCAGAGUGGAUGCGCUCGGGGAAAGGGUGGCAGCAUGCACAUGUACACGAAUAAUUUCUACGGUGGUAAUGGUAUUGUGGGGGCGCAGGUUCCGCUGGGAGUGGGCAUCGCCUUUGCUGCCAAGUAUAACGGGACGAAGGGAGUGUGCAUUGCGGCCUACGGCGAUGGUGCGGCCAAUCAGGGACAGAUCUUUGAGGUGUACAACAUGGCCAAACUGUGGAACGCGCCGUGCAUUUUUGUCUGUGAGAACAAUGGGUACGGAAUGGGAACAAGUGCGGAGCGUGCCUCGGCCAAUGUCAACUACUAUACCCGUGGAGACGCCGUGCCCGGAAUCUGGGUCGACGGAAUGGACGUGCUGGCGGUCCGCGAGGCUACCCGAUUUGCCAUCGAGCACUGCAACAGUGGCAAGGGACCGAUCCUGUUGGAGACGGCCACCUAUCGCUACUCGGGACAUUCCAUGUCGGAUCCUGGAACCAGCUACCGGUCGCGUGAUGAAAUCGCCGAAGUGCGCCAAACGCGUGAUCCAAUCACUUCGCUGCGCGAGAAGAUCCUCACGAACGAACUGGCAACGACCGAGGAGUUGAAAGAGAUCGAGUCCAAGCUCCGUGGAGAGGUUGAUGCCGCGACCAAGGUUGCCAAGGCCGACAAGGAGAUCGCGGUGGAGGAGCUGGUCACGGACAUUUACGCCAAGCCGGAUAACUGCAGCGUCAUCCGUAACUCGACCCCCGGAGGUGAACUGGCCCACAAGAGCCUUGGCCGGGCUGUGAACCUGUAGAUCGGGACUAGCGCAACUGUUUUAUUUAUAAUCUCACAAUCGCAUUUGGAGCAAAUUGGGUUUUUGUUUUUACUUGAAGUCCUGCAAUUAUACUUUUUUAUUUUAGCUAAAAGCGAACGAAAUCAAACGAC